UAUGUCAAGUUUAAAAUCUCCGAAAUAAUUUGGAAGUGCGUUGUUGAUUGCGUCUUUAUUUAUGAGAUUUAUUUGCUACAAUUUACAUUGUUGAUGCAUAGUACACGUGUAUAAAAACGUGAAAAUGUAAACAGAAAGAAUAUGAAAAGCAGCCAAGCUGUUUAACAAAAGUUUAAGUUAUUGGAUGAUAAUUAUUACUUUUUUAUAUGAUACACAAUUCCUUCAGUAAAAGGAAUCUUUUGUGUUUAUACUCUUCAAAGAAUAGAGAUUACGUUACAAAUCAUCUGUUCUAUUACAUAAUUUGUGUGGAAAUGUUUCGAAUAAAAGUGACAACACAAUCUGAUCAUUCAGCAUUGCAUCCUGAGAGUACAGUGCGAAAGAUACCCAAACCUAUAAAAAUUACAAAAUUACUUGGAUCAUGUAAGCAGUCACGAAAUGAUCAAUUAAAUUCAACUAUUAAAAUUCAAUUACCUGAAAGACUCACUCCUUAUUUGAAAAGUGCAUCAAAUCGAAAAAGAAAUGAGACAAACACAUGUAUGAAACUAUCUCAGUAUAGUAAGAAAAAUGUGCGGCGAAAUUUAAACUUUACGAAAAUACCGACUGUGAAAAAAACACCGGUUAAAACUGAAACAAUCAUAACAACAAGCAGAAAUAAUUUAAUUGAUAAUUCAAGAGAGGAAAAUUCACAUUUGUCUACAAGAAAAAGUUUUUUAAUACCACCAAAUACUGUAAAAGAUUUAUACAUUAAGAAUAGAUUUAGACAAAACAAGUCUAUAUUACCUCAAUUACAUGUCUCAACAUAUUCUGUAUGUGACAAUAAGUAUCAAAAGAUAUCUAAGAGAUUGGAAAGUUGUUCAUCUCCUGUAAAAGUAACAAAUAUGCAAAUUGAUUCUGUCAUACAUGAAGAAGUUAACAAAACAGUGAUACAACAUAUAUCAUCACAAAUGUGUACUGUAAAUGAUCAAUCUGGAAUAGAUAUUUUAUAUACAAAUUAUACAGACAUAAAGGAUGAUGCAAUGGGAAAAGAAAGCCCUGAAAGUUCAAUUAAUAUUGAAGAAAAGAAAUGCUUAUCUAUGUCUACAGAUAAUUGUAGAAAAGACUUACGUCAAUCUAUACAAGAUGUUCAAAUGAUAAAUCAGUCUUGCUUGAAUUUAAAUCAUAGCACUAACAAGAAUAAUGAAUAUAUAAUUCUUAAUACAAAUUACACAGAUAUAAAAGACAAUGCAUUGGGAAAAGAAAUUCCCGAAAGUUUAAUUGAUAUUGAAGAGAAGAAAUGUUUGUCUAUGAAUACAGACAAUUGUAGAAAAGACUUACAUCAAUCUACACAAGAUGUUCAAAUGAUAAACCAGUCUUGCUUGAAUUUAAAUCAAAGCUCUAACAAGAAUGAAUAUAUAAUUCUUAAUAAAACAAAUCUUAUAGAUUUGGCAUCUAAGUUAAAACAUAACAUUUGCAAAUUAGAAGAAGACACACUGCCAAAUUUGAGAUUUAUACUUAGUACUAUUAUGGAUGUAUUAUCUGCAAUAAAUAUAACAAAUAAAGAAAACGAUAACAAUAAUAUCAAGAUUAUGCAGCAAAUGACUGAAAAUUUGGAAGAUCAUAUAAAAAUAACGAAUAAUAUACACACAAAAUCACUAUGUGUUAGUAGCAACAUUAGAACUGAAGAUAAUAUGGAAGAAAAUAUUAAUAUUGAAAAAAGUAUUAUUGAAGAUAGUAAUAUUCCAAAGGAAAUUUAUAAGACACCUGACAAUUUAAUGAAACUUGUGAAAACAGAUGUAUAUGAAAAGAAUAAUUCCGGAAUUCGGUCAUCGCAUCAGAUCAAUUUUCAGAAUCUAACUUUUGAGAACAACAAGGAAAAUGAUAGUUUUUUGGAUUUAGAAAAUAAGCUGGAUAUCACGAAUAUAAAAUCGAGUACGACAAUUGUAUCGCAUAAAAAAAGCGUUCUUGUGAAUAAAUACAACAACAAAAAAGAGGAGAAACCUUUGAAGGAAUAUAUGGCUUUAAAGUCACGUAUGAGUUGUUUGCUAACACCUAACAUUAAACAUUUGAAUUGUUCACAAUCAAAAAAUAAUUUACAUUCUGAAAGUGAUGAUGCAAAAGCUUGUAUAUCGGGUAAAAUACUUGCAGAACUUUAUCAUUUAUAUGAAGACUAGAUAUACAACAAUUUCAUGUAUAUCAGGCGAUUUUUUCUAUUUUCCAAGAUUAUUUUCCAAAAAUUCUUAAUACUAAAGAAAAUAUUAAUACUAAAGACGGUAAUUUAAGAGUUUAAAAUGUCUGAUAAAUUGUUGUACUUUUAUAUGAUGAAUAUGAAAAAACAGUGUAACAAGAAAAUUUUACAAUUAGGGGAGAAAUAAUUGACUUGGGAUAGAUGAAUUUUAGAAAAUAGAAGAAAUCGACUGUAUUGCAUAUAUAUUCAAU
Molecule: messenger RNA, 2415 nt
Organism: Camponotus floridanus (Florida carpenter ant)
Lineage: Eukaryota; Metazoa; Arthropoda; Insecta; Hymenoptera; Formicidae
Product: reticulocyte-binding protein PFD0110w-like
Exons: 5
Coding region: 207-2150 (647 amino acids)
Source: RefSeq, a predicted model, not a curated record